AUGGCAGUCAUUGAACCGUCAACGCUGAAUGAACGAACGACAGCGAAACUAGAGGCCCCGCCUUUAAACCCCGGUUUCGCAAGCCGCCGCGGUGUUGACUUCCCCGCCGAAGAUUGUGAAGCAGCCAACACAGGAGGAGCUGCUGUUCCAGGUGGCUCUCCCUGGGGAAGUGGACAAGCCCUUCAUUAUAGAGUGCGAGGCGGAGGGAGAACCCGCGCCCAACCAAACCCAAGUUUAGAAGUCCACAACUUUGUAACUGGGAUGAAGUUGGAAGCUUUAAACCCUCAAGACAUGAAGUCAAUAAGGCCAGCAACUGUCACUAAAGUGUUCAACAAUUACCAUUUCCGGGUCACUAUUGACGACCAUGCCGAAGACUAUGAAGAUUCCAAAAUGGCGUGGAUUUGUGAUUCCAAGCACCCAUACAUCUUCCCAAUAGGCUGGGCUCAAAAGUAUAAUAUUACAUUCAAAACGCCAAAAAUUUGGAAAGAGGGUAAGUUUGAUUGGGACGAAUAUUUGUCCAUGACUUCAUCAGUCCCCGCUCCGGAGUAUUGCUUCGGAAACAAAACGCCACUGAAGGGCAUCGAAGUCGGAAUGAUGUUGGAAGCGGUCAAUCCUCAGAACCACGAGGAAAUCCACGUCGCCAAGAUAGAUGCUAUAGUUGAACAUAUGCUGUGUGUUGAGCUACUGCCUAUCGGGGAGAAAGUGUGGUACGCUCAAGACAGUGUUCUCUUAUUCCCGGUCAGUUGGUGUGACAGUAACAACUACGCUUUGCACAUACCUGACACAUCAGCGGCCAAAGAGCCUCCAAAGGUACCCGAAACAAAAACUGUACAUGUUAAUUCCUCGGAGGAAUGGUGUGAUAGAAUAUUUUUCAAUUACAAGUGUUACGCCGGGCCUUUGAUAAGUAGGAACAAGCUAUCGCAGUUGCCUAAACACGUGGGUCCGGGGCCGCUGACGCUGGUGCUCAGAGAGGUGUUGAACAAGAUGAUAUCGGCUUCGUACAAACCGGCCAAGCUGUUGAAGGACUGGGAAUCGGAUGAGCUGCCCGAGGAAGGGAUGAGACUGGAAAUGUUUAGAGCCAAAGUGAAAUCCGGCACCUACCACGCCUACGUGCCUAUAGCUUUAACCGUGGACCAAGUGUUGCCGUUCUGCAAAGACAUGUGCGCCAAGAUGCAGGCCUGCCCGUGUCUGUUCGGCCCCGAGGAGUACCCCGGCCCGUGUCCCAAUAACUGCCAGAACGUCGACAAAUCUAUGAUCCAAAAUGGCACGGAUCGCCGCGGAAGACCUAAGGAAAGCACAUUAACUGGCAAGCGGAAAAGAAAGAAGUGUACUCAAGAGAAGAAAGAAAAGCUGCUUUCACAAGAGACUGCUAGCAAUGAUGGAAAGUCUGCAGAGAGUGAACAAAGCGCUGGUUCCACACCGCCUUCCGAAUCUGGGACCAGGCCGAACUCUCCGGACAGCGGCGACUGCAAGAAAACCCAGAAGAAACGACGUGAACGCAAAAACGAAUACCCGAAACUUGAAAUGAAAACUCGCGGCGCCAAACUCCCCAAUUUCGCCAUACAAAUGAAAGAAGCCCAUUGGAACAAAAAAGAUGUAGAGACGAUGUACAAUAAUUCUUGCGCUCAAAAGAAAGGACACACCCCAGAUAGCGACACUGAGAACGACACUAAUGGAAGCAGCUCCAAUUCCAGAGACGCCAAGAAUAUUUCAGAUGUUUCAGACCCUGAAGAACCCGAACUUAAGAAAUUAAAAUUCAAUACAUACGAUCCUUUGCCGUCUGAUAACAAAACGUCUGAUGAAAAGGAUACUGAUAUAGCUCAGAUAAAGGACAAACUGAAGCUAUCGUCGAAUCCGAUGGAUUGGACUGUCGAUAACGUGUACAAAUAUCUUAACAAUUCAAAAGACUGCAAUCUGAUAGCAGAUAAGAUGAGGCAAGAGAAAAUAAAUGGAGAGGCUCUCGUGAUGUUGGAAAUGCCGACGAUACGGGAGGUUCUUCACAUAAAAAAAGAAUUUGCGGUCCAUUUACGCCGUCAUAUUACGAAAUUAAGACGUUUUUACGUUGACAAUUUUGAAUAUAAGUGAUACGCGUGAUAGCUUUAAGUAGUCCAUGUGUACUAGACAACAAUCAAUUUUUUCCUAUUGUAAUAUUGGAAAUGCCGACGAUACGGGACUUCCUUCACAUGAAAAAAGAAUUCGCGGUCAAAGUAUGCGAACAUAUUCCGAAAAUAAAAUGGUUUUAUGUGACAAUUUUAAAUAUAAGAGACUUUGGUGAUAGUUUUAAGUAGAGAUGCGCCGAGUAACGAGUACCAAGUUUUACUCGCCUCAAUUUUUUUUAACCGAGUACUCGGCCGAGUAACUCUGUUCUAUCGAAUACCCUCACCAGUCGCUUGAUCGUUAGCAAACAAGUAAUCCACGUUGCGCGUCAUAGUAAUUGAAAGUUUUUAAUUAUCCAUUUACUGAGUGUAGUACUUAAUUAUAUCUACCUAAAUAUAUUGCAUUAGAACCGAGUUAUUAGGCCGAGUACGAGUAUCAAAAAACCCGCCGAAUACGCCGAGUACGAAAAAAUAAUUCGCGGUCCAAUUAUGCAAGGUUAAAAAUUUUGAAUAAAAGAGACUUCUGUGAUAGUUUUAAGUAUAAGUUC
Molecule: messenger RNA, 2644 nt
Organism: Amyelois transitella
Lineage: Eukaryota; Metazoa; Arthropoda; Insecta; Lepidoptera; Pyralidae
Product: scm-like with four MBT domains protein 2
Exons: 6
Coding region: 1-2085 (694 amino acids)
Biological process (GO): regulation of DNA-templated transcription
Cellular component (GO): nucleus
Source: RefSeq, a predicted model, not a curated record